GCGCGCGCGCGCCCCCGCGGCGGGACUCCGGACGGUAUAAAAACCUCCGGGCGCCGGCAGUGAGGGACUCGGAGGACUGCGGACGUCUCAGGUGCAUCUGUCUGACAACCAACCAUGAAGGCUGUAGCUCUGAUCCUCGCCUUGGCUCUCGUCGCUGGAUGCCAUGCCCGCGCUGUGCGCCAGGCCGACGCCACUCCGAACCAGUGGGAGCAGACUCUGGAUCAGUUCUGGGACUACAUCUCCGAGCUCAACAGCAAAGCCGAUGGAGUGGUGGAGAACCUGAAGGCCUCGCAGCUCAGCAGGGAGCUCGACACGCUGAUCACCGACACCAUGGCCGAGCUGGCUGUGUACAGAGAGGACGUCCGGACCAAGCUGGGCCCAUACACCCAGGACGCCGCCAACCAGCUGACCCGGGACCUGCAGCUCCUGGUCAGCAAACUGCAGACGGAUAUGCUGGACGCCAAGGACCGCAGCACCCAGUAUCUGGGCGAGCUCAAGACCAUGAUGGAGCAGAACGCCGACGACGUCCACAACCGCGUCAACGCCUACACCCGCAAGCUGAAGAAGCGCCUGAACAAGGACGCCGAGGAGAUCAGAGACACCGUGGCCACCUACCUGGGCGAGCUCCAGUCCCGCACCUCCCAGAACCUGGACACGGUGAAGGAGAAAGUGGAGCCCUACGUCAGCCAGGCGCACGACACCGCCGCGGAGAAGCUGAGCACCCUGACGGCCCUGCUGAAGAGCCAAGCCGAGGGCCUGGGCCAGCAGCUGGAGGUGCAGGCGGGGGGCCUGAAGGAGCAGCUGGAGUCCACCGCCCAGGAGCUGCGCACCAACCUGGAGGGCAAGAUCGACGAGCUGAGCGACCUCAUCUCCCCCUACGCCGCCAAGAUCCGCGAGCAGAUCCAGACCGUCAUGGACAAGGUCAAGGAGACCACCACCAUGUAAACACAAGGACUCAGGGGUUGGAAGGGGGUUGUUGAUGGGGGUCUAGGAGAAAGGAGGGAGUUGAGUGUUACUGAUGAUGUCUUAGUGACUGUGGGCGGUUGUGGUGUUUCGGGAUUGGGGGGGGAGGGGUAGUACAGAUGACGGGUUGGGGGGGGGUGGGGGGUGGGGGUAGAGGAUGACAGGACGGUUAGCGUUUCUCGUUGUCUGUUAAGGUCUCGUCUGCUGUUCCGAUCGCUCGAUUUUUUAUUUUUAUUUUUUUGUUGCUUCGUCUCGCCCUCUUCGUCACCUCCCCCGGGUCGCCGAACGCCACGCCCAUUAACAAAGCCCUUCACACACAGCCGGGAGGCCCAGCUCCCUCAUCCGCCAUGCUUGUCCGCCACGAGUAAACCGCUCUAGCUGUCCAACCCCCACCCCCACCCCCACCCUGUGAGGCCUCCCCCCCGCGUCUAUCGGCUCCCUCCACCCUUCCGUUGUCCACAUAAGAGACGGGUCACAGCGACCGUACCCACAGACCUGGAGAUAAAUAGGCACUAACACCAACCAACGCCGUCCUCGAAUGCAUCCGACCACAAGUGCCACCUUUUGUUGUUGUUGUUGUUGUUGUUGUUGUUGUUGCCCCGAGCUCGGCCCGGUGUCCGUUUCCACGCCGAGGCGAAAUGAAAUUCCGCCAAAUUGCCCCGGCCGUGCUUCCCGCCUCCUCUCUUCUCCCUACUCUAACAUCCGCUGUCCUUUUUUUUUCCCAGUUUGUUGGGAUUUACAAAGAAGCGUGCGUGUGUGCGUGUGUGCGAUGUGACUCGACAAUCAGUGUGCGGUGUGUAAACGCCGUCAAGUGUGUUCUUCUUGGCCCGGCCCGAGGGCCUCGGGUCGGUCGUGGGCCCGCCGUGGUGCAGUGCCUGUUUGUGUGCACGUCUGUCUGGGUGCACACACUCCGAUGUAUUGACAAGUGCCGAGUGAAUAAAACACCUACAAAACUACACAA
Lampris incognitus (smalleye Pacific opah) is the source of this 1924-nucleotide messenger RNA. It is a transcript of the gene apoeb, whose product is annotated as apolipoprotein Eb. Gene Ontology annotation, molecular function: lipid binding. Gene Ontology annotation, biological process: lipid transport; negative regulation of neuron apoptotic process; cholesterol catabolic process. NCBI's taxonomy places the organism in Eukaryota, Metazoa, Chordata, Actinopteri, Lampriformes, Lampridae. The transcript has 6 exons. Gene Ontology annotation, cellular component: intermediate-density lipoprotein particle; extracellular region. The record is from RefSeq and is a predicted model, not a curated record. The coding region runs from base 115 to 945 and encodes 276 amino acids.